Charadrius vociferus (killdeer) is the source of this 915-nucleotide messenger RNA. Its product is annotated as ES1 protein homolog, mitochondrial-like. The coding region runs from base 1 to 816 and encodes 271 amino acids. The transcript is spliced from 5 exons. Lineage: Eukaryota; Metazoa; Chordata; Aves; Charadriiformes; Charadriidae. The record is from RefSeq and is a predicted model, not a curated record.
AUGCCGGACAGGCUGCUGAAAUUCAGUUUCAGUAAUGCUGGGACUACUCAACAUGUUCAGAAAACCGGGUGUCAGGGAACAGCAGAAGUAGGGCUGCUUUGCACAGGAGGACAAGCCAGAAGCAGAGGUGACCAUGGUGCAGGCAAGGGCAGUGACAUCCAUGACUACGGUACAGUCCUGAAGUUUCUGAAUGGCAACAGGCAUGUAGUAGUGGCUGGAUCCAGCAACAGCCCCAGACAUAGCAAGGUGAAGAUAUUUGCCCCCAAUAUUGAGCAAAGGGAUGUAGUCGAUCACCUAAAAGGAAGUCCAACAGAAGAGAAGAGAAAUGUGUUGGUUGAAAGUGCCAGAUUGGCAAGAGGAAACAUUCAGGAUUUGGCUGAACUGAAAGUUGGUGAAUUCGAUGCAGUCAUUUUCCCUGGUGGUUUUGGUGUAGCAAAGAACCUGUGUUCCUGGGCUGUAGAUGGCAAGAACUGUACUGUCAAUGAGCACGUGAACUCCACACUCCAAGCUUUCCACAGUGCUAAAAAGCCCAUUGGUUUGUGCUGUAUAUCGCCAGUCCUGGCAGCUAAAAUCUUCCCUGGUUGUGAGGUUACAGUUGGCCAAGAUAAAAACGUAGAUGGAAGAUUUCCUGAUGCUGAAACGGCAUCUGCUAUAGCAGAGCUUGGAUGUAAGCACAUUUGCAAAAAUGUAAAUGAAUCCCAUGUGGAUAAAGCCAAUAAAAUAGUUACUACCUGUGCUUUCAUGUGCAAGGCUCCUCUGCAUGAAAUCUUUGAUGGAAUUGGAACAAUGGUACAAGAAGUCCUAAAACUUGCCUGACUGGAAUUGUACAGACUUCUGCAAGGACAUCAAAUUAGCUAGGCAUAAGCAUUUAGCUUCCUUUGAUUGUAUUAAUAAAAUAAUGCAACUAUUAAACUU